Molecule: messenger RNA, 1229 nt
Organism: Paramecium octaurelia
Lineage: Eukaryota; Ciliophora; Oligohymenophorea; Peniculida; Parameciidae
Source: the annotation of a GenBank genome assembly
AUGAUGAAUUUAAAACCUCCUAAAAGUUAAACUGAUAGUGCAUCAGAUAAUGGUGGUGCUAACAAAAUCAGUGACAAACAAAAGAUAUCUACUCUCAGGAAAGCAGUAUUGGAUUUAAGGGAAGAGAAAUCUCAAUUAAUGAAGCAGAUAGCAGAAUUAACACUCAAAAAUAAUCAACUAAUUAAGGAAAGAGAAGAUAUAGUAUGAUUAAAAUUAAUAAUUAUAGGAAGAGAAGCAUAAUACUAUGAUGAUGGAUUUAUAACGUUAAUCAACAAUGGUAAUCAAUAAACUAUUUCAAUUUAGAAUUCCACUAGUUUAACGCAGUCUUUUCGUCAAACAGAACUUAUUCAUACUAGUGGGGAUUAAUCUAAAUAGAUAACUAAAUUGAAACAGUAAAUAUUUUACAUAUUGCAAGAGAAUUAGAGUCAACCAUUGCUAAUUAUGAAGCUCGAUUUUCUAUUUUGUAAACUGCCUAUAAGGAUAUAGAACGUGAUUUAAAGAACAAAGAGAUAUAAAAUUAGAAAUUGACGAAGGAUGCUGAAGAAAAGACAGCAUUAAAUAAUUAACUCAAAAAGAAUAUAGAAGAUAUUGAGAGAGAUUUAUUUAACAAAAUUAAGGAUUUAAAAGCUGAGAAGAUGGAAAUUCAAUUGAAAUUAAAGACUUUAGAUAAGGAUAUCCAAUUGAAGGAUGAAGAAUUAAGAGUGAUACAUAAAGGAUUGGAUGAUUCUAGAUUCACAGUGGCUCAAUUAUAAGGAGAACUUGAAGAAACAAGGGGCAAGUUUAUUUAGUAUAAACUCAUUUUGCAGAAUUAAUUUUUGGAUUUUGAUUGUCUAUUUAUCUUAAGACAAAAUCUGUUUAAUGAUUACAUAUUCGAAUUAGAAACAGCAGCUUAGAAAUUCUAAUAUAAGGCGACUGACAUUACAGACUUGAAGAUUAAGGAUGAAUCCUCAUUUAUUUUGACUGUUAAAUCAAGAAGCAAAGAUGAAGUCUUCAAAAUUAUGCCCAAUCAGGAUUUAAAGAAGAUUUGCAAAUCAAUUAAGUAUCAAUUAAUUAAUAUCUAUUAUAGAAACUUUCUAUUAAAAGUUUAGCAAUAUUAAAUCAGUUAGUAGCAAACUCAAGUAUAGAGUCCAAGAAACAAUGGCCUCUUGGGUGGACUCAUGUCAAUUUUUGGAGGAAGUACAUCAUCGAAAAGUGGAAGCAAUACAAAUAGUGAAGCAAAACAAAAAUGA